AUAAAGGGGGUGAUGAUUUAUGAGUGGUGAUACUUUCGGAUUUUGUUUGGGUAAAGUGGUGUUUUGGCUUCAAUUUGUGGUAAGGAGCAAGUUGCAAGGUGUUUCGCAACCGAUGCCAUGGCUUUGGAUACCUAGGUACUCAGCAAGCCAAGCAGUUUGAUGAAACUGAUUUUGGUUCUAUAAGAGCGUGCCAUUAAGCGGAUGUGUGACGAUGACAAGCCUCGACCAAGCACUGCGAGGCUUCUGCCUCAAAUCUUUCGUCUAUUCUGGAACCAAUACCAGGCAAUGGCUUCCAGCGGCAAUGUGAUGUAGAGGCUGCAAGUAGUAGUGCCAAUUGCCGAAGAGCAAGUAAUCUGGACGACACACUCUAUCUCUUUAAUCGGGCCAGGAAGAGAGAUUCUUUGUCUGCCUUUGGUUACCGAACACACAUUUGGCAACGCUACCUACCAUGCCGCUCUCCAAACAAUGAAAUUGUCCAAGAACCAUGUCGCAUCGCCAAUGAACAAAACAUGUUUACCCGCUCUGAUGCCUUGGACCGUUGAAGAAGCCCUUUGUCGACGCAUCUCUUUCGAGUCAAUCGUCCUCUCGUCCCGUCUAUCCAGGUCAAUGAUCGUGAGCACUGAACAGAUCCAUCACUCGAGGUUGACAAUGAGACAAGGAGAUGACCCAACCAACGAAACGAGACAUAUAAGUACUCACCUCACCACAAGCAUCCAAGUCCUUCCUCUUGUUUCUCCAGUCCGCCAGAACCAUCAGCCUCAAACAUCCAACACCAGCUCCAUUUAUAAAUCCCAAUCCCAACCAUCACCAUUGCCCAACAUGUCCACCGACUCCUCCUCCUCCUCCUCCUCCUCUUCGUCCACCCCCCUCAUCCCUCUAACCUACUACCAAACCCUCAACGUCCCCUACAGUGCCUCCAAAUCCGACAUCAGCACCGCCUUCCACGCCUUUUGCAAACUCCACCGGCAGCCGGGGCCAGACAAGAUCCCCCACUUUACUUCCUCGCAACGGUACAGAGACCUAAGAGAGGCGCACGACAUGUUGAUUGAUUCGGAAGACAGGCAAAAGUACGAUCUCUAUCUGGCCAAGAAGGGGGUUCCGCAUAUGGUGGAGAAGUACACGGCGAAGGAGGAGCAUAAAAUAGAGAGGGAGACGGAUAAGACAAAAAUAGAAAGGGAAACGGAUAAGAAAAUGAAAAGGGUGAUCAAUGAAUCCGGGGAGGAGGUGCUGGAGGGGUGGGGACAAGACGAAGUGGUCAAGUUCUUGGGAAGGCCGAGGGGGCCGAAGGUGAGGGGGACUAAUGUUUAGGUGUUGACUGGACUGGCUCCUUUCGGCACGAGGUAAGGUCGAAGAUGUGGUGGACGUGGGUGUGGUGUUGGUACUGUACGCGCUGUCAUGGAGUGGACUUGUGCUGUUGGCGUGUAAGUCGGUUUAUUUCUUUCGGUGCCGUCGUGUCGACUGAUGACCGGAUGGAGGAAGAAAUCUGGUAACCAAGGUGCCGCUUCUCAAGUUGGAUAAUACAAAUACAGUCUUCUGUUUUGCU
This is a messenger RNA of Neurospora hispaniola, 1543 nucleotides long. RefSeq lists its product as uncharacterized. Gene Ontology annotation, biological process: protein refolding. Bases 466 to 1308 code for a protein of 280 amino acids. Gene Ontology annotation, cellular component: cytoplasm. The record is from RefSeq and is a predicted model, not a curated record. The transcript has a single exon. NCBI's taxonomy places the organism in Eukaryota, Fungi, Ascomycota, Sordariomycetes, Sordariales, Sordariaceae.